Molecule: messenger RNA, 2460 nt
Organism: Kluyveromyces marxianus DMKU3-1042
Lineage: Eukaryota; Fungi; Ascomycota; Saccharomycetes; Saccharomycetales; Saccharomycetaceae
Gene: NIP1
Product: translation initiation factor eIF3 core subunit c
Exons: 1
Coding region: 1-2460 (819 amino acids)
Biological process (GO): translational initiation
Cellular component (GO): eukaryotic translation initiation factor 3 complex
Molecular function (GO): translation initiation factor binding; translation initiation factor activity; RNA binding
Source: RefSeq, a predicted model, not a curated record
AUGUCUCGUUUUUUUCUAAAGACAUAUGAGUACGACUCGACGUCGUCGGGAGAAGAAGAAGACUUGUUAUCUCAAAGCGAGGAAGACUUAUUGUCCUCUAGCAGCGAUGAAGAGUUAUCUGACGACUCCUUUUUCAAUGAUUCGUCUGACAGUUCAGACAAUGAUGAGGAUAACGAUUCCGAUAGCAAGCCAUAUGGUCCAGACUGGUUCAAGAAGCCUGAGUUCAGAAAAGGUGGUGCUUCUGGCGUGAACAAGUUUUUGAAGUCUACGAAUUACUCUUCUGAUGAGGACUCUUCUGAUGAGGAGGAUGGUAAGAAGGUUGUGAAAUCAGCCAAGGAGAAAUUGUUGGAUGAAAUGAAGUCUAUUUACCAGAAGAUCGAUGGAGCUGAGGCUCAGCAAGACUGGGAAUCACUAUUGAACUAUUUGGAAUCUGUUUUGAAAUUAUACACAAGAGCUCAGCAGCAGAAUUACGGUACUCCUAACAUCUACGUGAAGACAUUGGCCAGAUUCGAAGAUGCUGUGUCUGCCACAUCCCAGGAUGAGAUCAAGAACAAGGCCGUUGCAAGAGCCUACAACACUACAAGACAAAGAGUGAAGAAGUUGGUUAGAGAAAACGAGGAAUCCUUGAAGGCUUACAGAGAGUCUCCAGAAAGCUUCGACAAGGAGCCAGUCUUGAACAAUGAAGCAGACUCCAGAGAAGUUUCUGCUACUCCAUUCUCUUUGAGCACCAACAAGAAACUAGAUUUGGCUUCUAUGGCAAGCAACAUCUCUGAGAUGGACUUCUUCAAGACCUUGAACAUCAUAAUUGACUCCAGAGGUAAGAAGAACACCGACCACCAAGCACAAAUCAGAACCACUGAAGAGCUUUUGAAGGUCGCAAGCACUCCAUACGAGAAAAUUUGCACUUACUUGAACUUAAUUCCUAUCAGAUUCGACGCAUCUGUUUCCUUGUCAUACCAACCAUUGGAUCAAUGGAAAGCUUCCAAGGAAAACUUGGAUGGCCUAUUGGACCUACUGGAAAAGGAAGUCGAUCACUACCAAGUUACCGAAUUCGCUCCUAGAAACGACUUCAUUGAAGAUGAGCCAGAGGCUAACGAAAAUGGUGUGAAGGAAAUCUUGGGUUCCAUCUUCUCAAUGGUUGAAAGAUUGGACGAUGAAUUCACCAAAUCCUUGUUGAACAUCGACACCCGUUCUAGUGAAUACAUGGAACGUUUGAAGGACGAACAAUCUAUGUACAACUUGAUCAUCAGAGCUCAAUUGUACUUCGAACGUGUCACCCCAGAGGAACACCGCGACAGAGUCUUGUCUCGUGUCUUCAUCAGAAGACUAGAACACAUCUACUACAAAUCAAGCAAGCUCAUCUCCAUCAUGGAAACUGUUGCUUGGAAGCAUAUCCGUGAUAAUACUUCUGCCUCCGAAUCUAGCUUCAUCUUCUUGAAGGAAUCCGAUGUUGCUAACGAAGAUUACACCUUUAACGUCAUUUCAGAAUUGUCCGACUUAUUGAUCAAACAAAAGAGUAACAACUUUACUGGUUACCAAAAGGGUACCUUGUACAAGACUUACUACAUUGGUCUAAACAAGGAUUACGAAGAAGCAAAGAAACUAAUGCUAUCAUCAGAUAUAACUAAGUCCAUUUCUGGCUCUGAUGCCAGCUUGCAAAUCUUGUACAAUAGAUGUGUUAUCCAACUAGGUUUGGCUGCAUUCAAGGCUGGCUUAAUUAAUGAAUGUCACCAGGUUUUGAACGGUCUAUGUAUCAAUCCACACCUAAGAGAAAUCUUGGGUCAACAAAGUCUACAAAGAGCUAGUGCGAACAGCAAUGUUGUGCAGGGCGCCCCUGUUGAACAAUUGUGUAUUCCAUUCCACCAACACAUCAACUUGGAUUUGAUUGACACCGUCUACAUGACUUGUUCUUUGUUGCUUGAUGUUCCUCACAUGGCUGCUUACUACAGUGGUAUCAAGGUCCAAAGAAUUCCAGUCUUCCAAAAAUCUAUCCGCCGUAUCUUAGAAAGUUCAGAAAAGGCUAUCUUCCACGGCCCUCCAGAAACCCUCAGAGAUCACAUCCUAUACGCUGCUAAGUCAAUGCAAAAGGGUGACUACCUACAAUCAAUCGAAUACCUAAGAAAAAUUUCCGUUUGGUCUUUGUUGAGUAAAACUGAUGAUAUCAUUAACCAGUUAAGUGAAAAGGUUCAAAUUGAAACUUUGAAGACUUACAUCUUCACUUACAAGAGAUUCUACACCAAGAUCUCCAUUUCCAAAUUAUCAAAACUGUUCGAUUUAGAUGUUGAGAAGGUUUUGGAGGUUGCUCAAUCUAUCAUCAACGACUACGAAGUUAAGGCUAAGUUGGAUGAAAAUAACGAAUAUAUUGUGUUUGAAAGAGGUGAAGAAAUCACCAAAUUAGAAGAAGUUGCUAUAAAAUUGGUCAAGGAAACCAAGUACCAUUCCGAACGUUUACGUCAAUAG